CAAUCAGUUAAUCGUGCUUCUUGCUUCUAUGACGUCAUGGAAACAGCCGGUUCGAACUCAGCUAACCUCACUUUCACACAGUCUGUAAAGCAUACAAGAGUGAAAACAAAGUGAGCAAAAUGUUGUCUAGAUUCAAACAGCUAUUAAGUCAAAAGUUUCCAAUAAUUGGAAUGAUCCACGUCGGUGCCUUGCCUGGAACUCCACUGUACUCCGGGGACUUCGACGAAACAGUCAAGAAAGCGGUUCGCGAAGCGGAGAUCUACGCUGAAAAUGGAAUUGACGGUCUCAUGAUCGAAAACAUGCACGACGUCCCGUACGUCCAGUCCCGCCACCUGGGUCCGGAAACGGUGGCCUGCAUGACACGGCUGGCGACCGCCGUGAGGGAAGCCACUCGGCGAGCUGCCAUUCCAUGCGGGGUUCAAAUACUGGCCUGCGGAAACCGGGAGGCGCUGGCCGUGGCAAAGGCCGCCGGGUUGGACUUUAUUCGCGCCGAGGGUUACGUGUUUGGUCACGUCGCAGAUGAAGGCUACACGGACGCGAACGCUGGGCUGGUGCUGCGCUACCGGAAGGCGAUUGACGCCGAGCGGGUUCUGGUGCUGACCGAUAUCAAGAAGAAGCACAGCUCACACGCGAUAACGGAGGACGUUUCGCUUGUGGAGACGGCGAAGGCUGCGGAGUUUUUCAUCUCGGAUGGACUCAUUCUGACGGGGAGUUCAACCGGAAGUGAAACGAGUGUGGAGGAAGUUCAAAGUUUGAGGAACAAGACGAGACUGCCGCUCAUCAUUGGUUCCGGCGUGACUCUCGAGAAUAUCGACAAAUAUUGGAACGCGGCGGACGCUGCCAUCGUUGGGUCAUAUUUUAAGGACGGCGGUAGUUGGCAAAACGAACUCAGUGGGUCUCGGGUGGACGCGUUGAUGAAGAAAUUGGACGAAAUUCGAAACUAGAUUUAAUUUCCUCAAAUCGCUUUUAUUAACUACACAAUAAAGAGAAGAUUAUUUACAAACGA
Molecule: messenger RNA, 1006 nt
Organism: Culex quinquefasciatus (southern house mosquito)
Lineage: Eukaryota; Metazoa; Arthropoda; Insecta; Diptera; Culicidae
Exons: 3
Coding region: 120-944 (274 amino acids)
Source: RefSeq, a predicted model, not a curated record